Messenger RNA from Cetraspora pellucida, 2895 nucleotides. Lineage: Eukaryota; Fungi; Glomeromycota; Glomeromycetes; Diversisporales; Gigasporaceae. The record is from the annotation of a GenBank genome assembly.
AUGCAUCUGGCAAAACCAAGUUGGCUCGGGCACUUUGACGAUAAAAAUCAAAGAACUGCUAUCUUUUCGGUCCAUGUUCACCCUGACGGAUCUCGUUUAGCAACUGGAGGUCUUGAUAACAAAAUAAAAUUAUGGAGUACUGCCAGCCUAAUAGACGUAGAUAAAGCCAAUGAUUCUAGCGUACCGCGUUUACUUUGCACUUUAGGUCUUCAUAAUGGUUCUGUACUUUGUGUUAGAUGGUCAAACAAAGACGGCCGAUAUCUGGCCUCAGGUUCAGAUGAUCAACUUGUUCUGAUAUGGGAAUGGGAUAAAUCGACUGAAGGGUGGGGAGGAAGCGUGUUUGGAAGUGGUGAACAUAACAUUGAGAAUUGGAAACCAAUAAGGCGACUCUCAGGGCAUCAAUCAGACGUAGCUGACCUUGCUUGGUCAAGAACUAAUACCUAUUUGGCAUCAUGUGGCUUGGAUAGUUUGAUAUUCAUAUGGGACGGCAAAACUUUUGAAAAAUUGCAUAAACUAGAUCAACAUCUCGGUUUUGUUAAAGGUGUUACAUGGGAUCCUGUGGGUGAAUAUCUUGCAACUGAGUCUGAUGAUAAAACAGUUAAAAUAUGGCGAACCACUGAUUGGUCCGUGCAAGCUGAAAUCAGCGAACCAUAUACAAGCUCUCCUACGACUACUUUUUACCGUCGUCUUAGUUGGUCUCCAGAUGGUUCUCAUGUCGCUACAGCGAAUGGCGCACAAGGCGCGGUAGCAAUUGCUGCUAUAUUUAAUCGAGGAGAAUGGCGUACUGAUAUAUCUUUGGUGGGACAUGAUUCUGCAAUCGAAGUCGUGGCGUUUAAUCCAGUUCUUUUUAUGAUACCUGACAGUGAUGACGCUGACCCCAAUUCGGAGACCAUGGGUAGUGUAUGUGCUGUUGGAAGUCAAGACCAUAGUAUUUCCGUAUGGGUAACGAGAAAUGCCCGUCCACUCUUUGUUUGUCAAAAACCUUUUGACCAGAGCGUAUUGGAUUUAGCAUGGUCACCUGAUGGUACACAACUUUAUGCGUGUUCUUAUGAUGGAACUGUGGUCGUCUUACAAUUUCUUAAUAAAGAAUUUGGCACUCGGGUGUCUGAGGAAGAGCAUGAAAAACUCCUUACAAAAUAUGGAUUCACCGUGAAAGAACCGAUCAUCCUCGAAAGCACUACUCAACUUAAUUUAGAAAGUGAAUACGCAAUUACCAAACAUAAAGAGAAAUCGGAUCGUAUGGCUAAUAUGAUGGCACCUAUGGAUUCUACAACCGUUGAUAUGGACAUUGGUACUCCUGAACCAAACAAUAAUUUAAUCAUUGGCUCAAAAACUACUGAUUUUGGACCUUCAAAUAUUCAGUCACAACCAUUACCUUCGGUAGAAACACCAAUUAAUAAUGAACUAUCUACAAACACCAAUGGAGUAUCAACUUCAACAUCUAACACAAUGACAAAUACUGCUAUACAUCAACAAACCGUUACUAUGACAAAAGACGGUAAAAGGAGGAUUCAACCUCAAUUUUUGAGAAGCCUCACCUCAUCUACUCCUCAAUUACAACCGAAUAUAUCUUUAACUUCUGAACAAAUUGUUGUUGAUUCAUCCACAUCAAAUAAUGGCCUUACAAGUACCCCCAUACCUUUAAAUAAUAAUAAUCAAAAAUUGACAACUGAAGAUAUAUUAGGUAACGAAAUGGACGCUCCUUCUCGUGUUUUACCACCUGGUGGAAUUCCUACCCUAGUUAUUGGGAAUAAACGAAGUGCUCCAUCAGAUACAACUACUCAAUCUAGCAAACGACAAAACGUAUCUGGCAAAAUGCAAUCAGAAGUUGAUCAGCAACCAAGUAUCUUAAGAUCAUCUUUAGUCUCCCCAUCCGUUGCAAUGUCACAAGUAAGGUUAGCUACUCAUAAAGUUUUGAGUUACCUUGCUAAGGAUCGUCUCGAUGGUGCAUCUUUAAAAUUAGAAUGCUACAAUUUUAAUGAAAAUACUCCAUCUCAAAUAAUGUGCACUCGUGGUAAGACCACUGUAUGGUUUGACUAUGUCCCGAGUGGGGUGAUACUUAUUACCGGCCAUUCUCAAUAUUCCGCUGUUGCUUGUGAAGAUGGUAGUAUAUAUAUAUACUCUGCUGCCGGUCGACGGUUAUUACCAGUGAUAAUGCUUGAAUCAUCUGCUUCAUUUCUUGAAAUAUGUAAAGAUUACCUUUUGGUUUUAACUCAAGUAGGGUUACUUAGCAUUUGGGAUUUACGAAACCUUAAAGCGAUCGUACAUUCUGUAUCCAUUGCGCCAAUCCUUUCUUCUGCAUCAUUAAAUUCUGAUGAUUUUAGUUCCUCUGCGUCAAUAAUAAGUGCUCAUGUUAGAUCUAACGGGAUCCCAUUACUAAUCACGAGUACAAACGAUGCAUGGUGUUAUCAUUUUGACAUGCACGUUUGGACGCGUGUAUACGAUCCACGAUAUACGUCAAAAGACUCAACCGGGUCAGAAGUUGGUGAGGUUGAUGGUGGUGGUAUAUUGGCUUCUCUUGAAAAUUACGCAAGACAAGGAGGUGUAAAAAAUCUUGGAUCAUUGUCACAUUUGAGACGAUUCAGUGGAAAUGAUACUCCAGGACAACCAAAUCAUCUGAUUGGUUAUUUGGAAAAUCAAUUGGUUUCUGCUGAAUUAGUCAAUUCUCCUGCAGAGUAUAAAAAACUGCUAUUCCAAUAUGCCCAGAAAAUAGCUGAUGAAGAAGCAGAAUAUAGAUUACAUGAAUUAUGUAUUCAUUUACUUGGGCCUACAAACAAGCAAAAGAUUUUGGAAGGAAUGUCGAAGCGUCAGUUACUUGAAGAAGUAUUGACAAUAUUGUCAUCAAAUCGUUCUUUACAACGUCAUGUAACAGAAUAUAAAAAUGCUCUUAAUAAG